AUGUCGCGCGCCCCCUCUUCGACGGCCAGCAGGCGGUCAAAGCCGCCACCGUACGAGCCCGUCCAGCUCAAGCAGCCGCCACGACCGCGCUGGUGGCAGCUCGACCGCGCAGAGCGCGACCUCGUCGCCCUGUCGUUCGCCGUCAAGCUCCUCCUCUUCCCGAGCUACCGAUCCACCGACUUUGAGGUGCACCGCAACUGGCUCGCAGUCGCGCAUUCGCUCCCCUUGACCAAGUGGUACUUUGAUACAACGAGCGAGUGGACCCUCGACUAUCCUCCCUUCUUUGCCUUCUUCGAGCGGGUCCUGUCUGCGUUCGCCUACGUCGUCGACCCCGAGAUCGUGCGGCUCGACAACCUCGGCUAUGCGGCAGGCGCCGCCGUCGCGUUUCAGCGUUCGACCGUCGUCCUGUCCGAGUUGGUCCUCGUCCUCGCCCUCUUCCGGUGGGCCCGCACGUCGCAGACGACCGACUACCCGACCGCCCGCAUCAUCGCCGCCUCGAUCCUGUUCCACCCGGGCCUGCUCAUCGUCGACCACGUUCACUUCCAGUACAACGGCUUCCUCCUCGGCAUCCUCCUCUGGAGCUUGAUCGCCGCUCGACAGGACAACUUGUACGCCUGCGCCGCUCUCUUUGCGACACUCCUCAACUUCAAGCACAUCUUCAUCUACCUCGCCUUGCCCUACUUUGUCUUCUUGCUUCGGCGACACUGCUACCCACCAGGCGGCAACUUCCAGAUCGACCGCGUCGUCGAGCUCGGCCUCAUCGUCGGCGGCAUCUGUGCCCUGUCGUUCGGCCCUUUCCUGCUCGCCGGUGGGCCGUCGCAGAUCCGCCAGAUCUUCUCGCGUCUCUUCCCCUUCCAGCGAGGGCUCAACCACGCCUACUGGGCCGGCAACGUGUGGGCCCUCGUCAGUGCUGUCGACAGGGUGCUCGUCAAGUACCUCGUUGCCCGAGGCUGGCCCGUCGCCCAAGAAGCGCUCACGUCGUCGUCUCGCGGCCUGAUCGGCGCCACGACCUUUGGCGUCCUGCCGAACGUCUCGCCCCGCCUCACGUUCGGCCUGACGCUCGCCCUCACGAGCGUCUUCCUCGUCAAGCUCUGGUUCGACCCCUCGUUCAAGCGGUUCCUCGACUCGGUCGUCCUCGCCGCCAUGACGAGCUUCCUGUUUGGCUGGCACGUCCACGAGAAGGCCGUCCUCCUGUUCUUGAUCCCGCUCAGCUUGACCGCGACCGACGACGACAACCACUUCCGGGCAUUCGUCGUCGCGACGACGGCGGGCGUCUUUGGCCUUUUCCCCCUCCUCAUCAAGCCCGCCGAGACGCCGGUCAAGGUCAUCUUUUCGCUCGUCUGGGCCGCUCUCGUCGUGCCACAGCUGCGCCGGGUCGUCUAUCGCCCGCUGCCGAGCCUGUGGACCAUGAUCGUCGACAAGGCCGAGGCGGCGUACCUCGUCGGCUUCGUCGGCUUGCAGAUCUAUACCUCCAUGCUCCACUCGAUCCUCUUCCCCUCGGCGCCCAUCGCCGCCGCCGUACCAGGCCUCAUCACCUGCUCUGCCUCGUCACUCGCCAACGGCACUUGCGUCGGCCCGGACGCAGCCGCACAAGUCGCCCAGGUCGCCGAGUCGAGCAUGGAGUUUCUGCCCCUCAUGGCGACGAGCGUGUACUGCGCCAUCGGGAUCGUGUGGAGCUGGAUGAGGUUGAGCUGGGGCUUCUUGACGAGCUAGAGGGCGACGUCGUCGAGUGCAAGGACCCGGUUGUGAGCUCGUG
Rhodotorula graminis WP1 is the source of this 1756-nucleotide messenger RNA. Its product is annotated as glycosyltransferase family 57 protein. The coding region runs from base 1 to 1713 and encodes 570 amino acids. Gene Ontology annotation, biological process: protein N-linked glycosylation. Gene Ontology annotation, molecular function: dolichyl pyrophosphate Glc1Man9GlcNAc2 alpha-1,3-glucosyltransferase activity. The transcript has 11 exons. NCBI's taxonomy places the organism in Eukaryota, Fungi, Basidiomycota, Microbotryomycetes, Sporidiobolales, Sporidiobolaceae. Gene Ontology annotation, cellular component: endoplasmic reticulum membrane. The record is from RefSeq and is a predicted model, not a curated record.